AUGCAUCACCUGGUGUGUCUAUGGGUUCUGCUCAGUGUCUUGGAAGGAGUGAGCGGCAUGUGUCCUUCCCGGUGUGCCUGUGAUGGCAGCUCGGACCACGCAGGAGCCAGGUCUGUGCUGUGCAAUGACCCGGAUAUGACCGAGGUCCCCACGAGCUUCCCCGUGGACACUGUGAAGCUCCGCAUAGAGAAGACGGCCGUGUACCGAGUCCCGGCAGAGGCCUUCUACUACCUGGUGGACCUCCGGUUCCUCUGGGUGACCUGCAACUCCGUGGCCAGCCUCGAAACCAGAAGCUUUUACAACCUAAAGCAGCUGCAUGAGUUGCGCUUGGCUGGGAAUUCUCUGGCUACCUUCCCUUGGGCGGCUCUGCGGGACUUGCCCCAGCUGAGGACCCUGGACCUGCACAAUAACAGACUAGGCAGCGUGCCAAAGGAGGCCAUCAGGCACCUGAAGGGCCUCGCCUACUUGGAUUUAUCAAGCAACAGACUAACCACACUGCCGCCAGAUUUCCUGGAGAGCUGGUCACACUUCCUUACAACAUCGUCUAGAAGCCUGGACCUUUCACCAAGGAGAAUGAUUCUCGGUUUGCAGGACAACCCUUGGUCGUGUGACUGUCAUAUUUCCAGAAUGAUCGAAUUGUCAAGAGUUGCUGCCCCUGCUGUCGUGCUCCUCGACCCACUGAUGGUGUGCAGUGAGCCUGAGCACCUGACAGGGAUUCCGUUUCAGCAGGCUGAGCUGGAGAAGUGUCUGAAGCCAUCAGUGAUGACCUCGGCCACCCACAUCACCUCUGCUCUGGGCAGCAAUGUCCUGCUGCGAUGUGAUGCAACUGGCCACCCCACCCCACAGCUCAUGUGGACCAGAGCCGACAGUGCGCGUGUUAAUUACACAGUAAUUCAGGACUCUCCAGAGGAAGGCGUCCGGUGGUCCAUAAUGAGCUUGACAGGGAUGUCUUACAAGGAUGCUGGAGAUUACAAAUGUAAGGCCAGAAAUUUGGCGGGGUCUUCAGAAGCUGUGGUGACUGUGACAGUGGUUGGUGGUGGCUCAACCAUAUCACCAAAAACAUCCAAAAAAACCGGAGAUCGCCUUGAGCAAGAGGUCCACGCAGGAUCUGGAAGACCCACAUCCAUACCCGGCCCACCCUCCACUGCCUGGCUGCCUUCCUCCUCUGCGUCUUCCACUCCCCUUUCUCCGUUAACUUCCUAUUCCUCGUCGCCUUUUUCCUCCUUCAUUCUUUCUUCAGCCUCAACUCUAAGCACUAGCAUCUCAGCAAGCGCCACCCUGGCCAGCAGGCUGUCCCUCCAGCAUCCCCUGGAUGGGAAAAGAAAUGUCAAGGUGGAGAGGGGUGGACAUAAGCUUCCCCCAGGCAGUAGCAGUAAAAGAGAAGAGCAGGCCCUGUCAGAGGAGGCGUUGCCUGUGGGGACGGAUGCCGCAGUAGAAAAUGUCAGGGUGACCAGCCAGACACAAGAGAGCGUGAUGCUGACAUGGAAUGUGGUCAACCCCACACCUGACUUGGAGGUGACCGUGUGGUAUUCCAAACACGGGGAGAAGGACCUGCUGCUGCUGAGCACAGACUCCAGCGAGAACCAGGUGACCUUGGAAGGCUUAGCGCCUGGCGGGCAGUACCUGGCGUGUGUCCGCCUGAAAGGAGCACAUCCCCACAAGGACCAGUGUGUCACCUUUGUUACUGACGGUGCCGAAGAGGGUGCUCCAGGCUCCUUCCUCCUCGUGGUGAGCGCUGCAGCCUGCGGGAUUGUCUUGCCAUUGUUUUUUUUCCUGCUGUACAAAGUUUGCAAACUGCAAUGUAAGUCAGACUCCUGGGAAGAUGAUUUGGCCAAAGAGACUUAUAUCCCAUUUGAGACCCUGUCCCCCAGGCAUCAAAGUGUAGGGGAACCUUGGACACGAAGGCACAGAGAUGAUUGUGAAAAACUGCUGCUUUGUUCUCGGUCAAGUGUGGAAUCUCAGGCGACUUUUAAAAGUGAAGGUUCUAGACCAGACUAUUAGUGCUGAGGUUUUAUGGCUCCUCAGGUGCUUGUGACCUCCACAAAAUAUCUCCCACAACAUGAAGGAUCUAAGGAUAUAGCUGUCUGUCUGGAUGACUUUUGGAGAGACUAAGAUGAAAAGCACAAAUAGAAUGUUUUUUAGGUAUAUCCUAAAAAGCAUCAUGAGACUUCCUAACUGAAAA
Messenger RNA from Talpa occidentalis (Iberian mole), 2182 nucleotides. RefSeq names its product leucine rich repeat, Ig-like and transmembrane domains 3 (gene LRIT3). Bases 1 to 2001 code for a protein of 666 amino acids. NCBI's taxonomy places the organism in Eukaryota, Metazoa, Chordata, Mammalia, Eulipotyphla, Talpidae. The transcript has 4 exons. The record is from RefSeq and is a predicted model, not a curated record. Gene Ontology annotation, molecular function: protein binding.